Molecule: messenger RNA, 3462 nt
Organism: Trichoderma aggressivum f. europaeum
Lineage: Eukaryota; Fungi; Ascomycota; Sordariomycetes; Hypocreales; Hypocreaceae
Exons: 3
Coding region: 1-3462 (1153 amino acids)
Biological process (GO): DNA damage checkpoint signaling; positive regulation of transcription by RNA polymerase II
Cellular component (GO): nucleus
Molecular function (GO): histone binding
Source: RefSeq, a predicted model, not a curated record
AUGACCCGACCGCGGCCGCUCACGCGGGCUGAGCAACUGGUACUCGAGGAAAACCCCGAAUCGCAAGACAGCCAAGCCAUCCUUGAUGCUCUCAAUGCAGAGUUCCGAGCCGCAACGUAUCGCGACCCCCUUGCAUUGCAGCCACAGCCCGGGAUAGAGAGCGGCAGGUUUGCAGAUGACGAUGCUGAGGCUGGAGACUUGGUCAUUUCAAGCUCAAGGCAAGCCGUUCAUCGGCAAGAUAGUUCCAAGCGGCAAGUUAUUACGCCACAUGGAUCUGCUGCCACUCCCCACGGUGAUGUGAAUAAUCUCACAGGCACAGGCACAGGCGCAGGCGCAAUUCACGGAGUGGGACGCGAGGACCCCCGGCCUCACCAACCAACGUCGCGACCAGGGUUCCGCGAACAAGAUUUGGACGAUGCUGUCAUAGCCGCGAGCAGCCCGUUCGGCCGAAAUGCACAUUCUCCAUCCCCUCCGCACAACCACGAUACCUCCAACCAGGGCGACGAACCCCCUGCCGUGCCAAUUGGCGCCGGUAGGCCACAAGCAAAAAGGAUGGACUCGUCACAGCAAACGCCUACGCAGCUCAAUGUAGAACGGGACUAUGGCCAAUUCUACCAACCUCCGCGGUCCAGCCCACCGCCUGAUACGCUGCGCUCGCAUGACGAGCGUGAACGGACGCUGCAAGCUGACGACACCGGCGCUGUCAACUUUGGCAACUUGAGUCCUGGCGUGCGGCCGUCGUCUCAAGUUUCGGAAGAUGCAGGCUUCGAAAACACUCGUGGCGAAUGGAGGGUGCCAGACGUGACUUCGCAGCAGCGGUCAAGCCAUGGCUACACUCCGUUGAAGCCCGGUGGUCUCCUGCCAGAGACGCCGAUGCCACCGAAGAAUCCCUUUGCUGUUCAGCACAACGCAGACGCCGGCGUCCCUUUUGCAGGGACACAGCUCUUUGAGCAGACUCCCGUGGUGACCUCGGCUAUAAAACUCCACAGCCCUACGUCCUCCCGACCUUCGCCAAACAUACUGCCCGAUGCCAUUUCUUUGAACAUUAUCGAGACGUCUCCCCUAAGGAACCGCGACAAUGUAUCCUCACCAACCGUUGUGCAUACAUCGAGCCCUAGUCGAGCGAAUAAUAUCACUGCAACUACCAAAAAAUUCAGGGUGUCUCCAAUCCAGGAAGAAGCCUUGGACGAUGAUAAAGAUGCUCAAGAUGACAUGAUUCCGGAAUCACCGACUGCGCAGCCGCUGAGGCCAUACGGAAAUCGACAACCCCAAGCUCAUUAUGAGACAAUGAAAAAGUCACAAGAACGCAAAGCAGUGGCGGAGGUCCCACAGGCCAUUGACAGUGACUCAGACGAUGCCGCUCUGAGGCGUAAGAAGAAGAUGGACAAGAUAAGGCUCCAGACUGCAAAAGAGAUGGAGAGAGUGAGGGUGCAGAUACCUUCACGGAGAGAUUUAAGCGAAAGUCGGAAUCGAAAGAGAAGAAGGCUGUCCUCGGGUGGUGAGGAAGAGACGCUUUCUACUAAAAACGCAAGCUCGGGUCAAACGGAGCUUGCUAAUACUGGCAACGAACCGCACACUUCUCAUAAAGCAUCAAGUUUGCCUGAGCAGAGUCUGUCAGCCGGAUCCACCAAAGCCACUCCAAGAGAUGCAAUAGUGGGCGAUGGCGGCAAAAGAGUUGCAGCUAUUCGACCAGGCAAGAGCAAAGAGGCACCCUCUGAGGAGAUGAUCCCUGCUACUAGCCCUGUGAGAUCUCUAUCAGCAGGAGCUCAGCAUGGUUCUCUACCAGCCUCUGAACCCGAGCUGCCUCCGUUAAUCGAGAAUGAGACGAGAGAAAAGGAGCGUCAGAGUGAAUUACAUACUUCGUCCUUGCCUCCGCCCCGUCGACAUGCGCAAAGAAUCUAUGGUAGGCAAGCACAGGGCCGUCGUCGGCAAAGAAUCAUUACUUCUUCAGAACCCAACGAGAGAGCAUCAGCUGAGCCAGAUCCUGAAGCUCAGAAAAGGGUUGAGAUUCAUAGCGAUGCACCUGCUAUACCUACCAGAUCAGCCGUGGCUCGCAGGUUGGCUAAACAUGGUGAGCCAUUGCAGACAAGCAAUACAGAAUCGGAGCUAUCGAAAUCAUCCCCUCCACGCUUGCGUUCCGCAGCGACAGGAGCAACAUCACGUCGGACUCAAAUGCGCGAGAAAUCGCCCCUUACACCCGUGCACCGUCGUGCGGUAGAUCGAGGAACUCAUACGUCGUCGAGCUUGGCAGCCUUGUCAACGCCAGUGGUCUCUGAGAAAAAUACGCCGGAUACACAGGCCUCCUUGAUAUUUGAUCAACCAAAGUCCACCGCCAGCGUACCUUCUCCGGCCCAGAGCCGAAAGACGCGGACUCGAAAGCCGGGACGGGAGUCAAGUGAGAAGACUCCGCAGCAAGCUGCUAAGCCGACGAAAACGAGUGUGCAAUCUGCGCGUGCAGAGCCUAGUUCUACCGAUGAACUGCAACAAUCACCGUCAAGCAGUGCUUUUGAAGUAGGUGUUUCCUCGCUGCGAUCCAGUAGAAUAUUUAAACAGAGCAUUGGAUCUACGUUUCGCGGACGAAGACUGUUUGAGGGCAUGGUAUUUGCGAUAUCAAUGUCGCUUGACAAGGGGAAUCAAAAGACGCGUGCAAAUCUGGAGACAAAGAUCAAGCAGGCCGGUGGUCUCAUCUUGGAAACUGGCUUUGAAGAGUUAUUUGAGCCUUCCACUGUCAUGAGCGCCUACGAUGUGCCAGUCGCUGGCGAUGGAGAAGCUCUCAGCUUAUCUAAACCAAGUCUAAGCUACGGCUUUACCGCACUGAUAGCAGACAGCCACUCGCGAAAAGUCAAGUACAUGCAGGCAUUAGCUUUGGGAUUGCCUUGUCUGGCAUAUCAGUGGGUCAUGACUUGCCUCAGCAAGGGAGCUCUGAUUGAUUGGGAGCCGUAUCUCCUUGCAGCUGGAUCAUCGGCCGUCUUAGGGAAUGCUGUGAGAUCCAGAUGCUUACGCCGAUACGAUGCAGGAGACGCCAGGCUCGCAGAGAUGGUUGAGCAACGGCCGCAGCUACUUGCAGGUGAAAAACUCCUUGCAAUUGUGGAUGAAUCAAAGACACGGAAUGAGGGAAAGAAGAAGAAGAGUGACGUGGAGAAGAAGCCGUACAUGUUUCUCGCCCAGGCACUAGGACCAUCUAUCUCAUGGGUUUCAACGAUACAGCAAGCUCGCGAACUGCUAGAGGCACAUGAUAAGGCAGGCAAGCCGUACACCUGGUUAUACAUGGAUAGAUCUAUCGGCACCGUCGAAUCGGUGCUCACGAUAUCCGAGCCCACAGGGAAGAAACGGCGGAGAUCUCAAGGACCUUUAGCGACGAGGAAUGUCCGUGUUUUAUGCGAUGAGCUUAUGAUUCAGAGCCUCAUUCUUGGCAGGAUGGCAGAGGAGGAUGAGAUGGAUUACGCAGGAGAGAAGAGCUGA